AGAGAGACCGGUAUAGUUUACAUGUAAUUUUACAACCCACAGGCUCAAUCGUAAAUUAGUAAACUAUAUUAAUAAACGUUAUUGUUGAUAAUUUCUACAGAUAAGCUUAGAACAACAAAAAAAUCAGAUCGCAUUUUGUUUUUAAAAAUGUAUGCGCAGUGUGUUUCUAAUUAGAUCUAUAUAAAUAACACACUCAACCAUGGAUCUCUUUGUUUCAUAGCGGUAUACCCUUUAGUAUCAUCGAUCUUCUUUAGCUCAGGGUAAAUGUCAAUUACAUGUUUUGACUUUAAACAAAUCUUUUAAAAAAUGAUGUUGGCCAGUUAAAUAGAAAGUUGAAAAGAGGAAAUGGCUGAGCUUCAUGGUGAUCAUGAAACUCAAGAGUGUGAAAUUGGAGAAGCUGAUCUACACAAAUAUAUGACAGGUUGUAAGAAGAAUCCAGGUCAUGAACAGUUUAUCCCUAUCAGUACAUUCAGCGUAAAGCAGCUUCCUAAAGGUUUUAGAGACAGCGAUUUGUUUGGGAAUAUAACAGCUGUAGCUGACUUGACAGUUAAAAUAGAUGUGAAAAUGACCAGUCUACAUAGGCCUGAAGUUUGGCCCAAGACAAAUCACUUGUAUCCUUUCUACAACACCAGAGGAAAUACAAACUUGAGGAGCGGAAUGAUCGUAUAUGUUGAUAAGUUUUUAAAUGGAGUUGAUCAAUAUGGAGCUCAAGGCUCAAAGAAAUGUUGGUGUACAAAAUGUGAACAUUCAGACUCACCCAGCAAUGUGUUGUGGGAAUUAGUUGUGUUUACAGCUUCUCAUGUAGUUUUUGAUGAUAUUGAGGCCAGUCACACAUCUUUAAAACUGUUUUAUGAUAAAGAUGGUUGUCCAGAGAUUGUCGUUGAUAAGGUUAGGGUUGAUAAUGUAAACGUCGAGUAUGACAGGUGUAAGUUGAAAUGUGUGACUUGUGAUCAAAGUUUGGGACAGAAACUUGAAACAAUGAGAAAGUAUUACAGACAUGAAGUCCAAACCAAAUUUGACCAUUAUAGUGUCCCAUCCUCAUGGAUGUUCUAAACAAAUUAGUAUUGGUCACUGGGAGCGCGAAAUAAAGGUAGAUGAUAUAUUUAGCAAGUUUUUCUAUACAACUUGUACAUGUCCAGGUAGUAGCGGAGCCAUCGUCCACUGUCUGGGGAACAGCAAGACGACGUCGAUGUCAAAAUAUGUUCAUUGCGGAAGUCUCAAGUCUGGAUUAAAUUAUAGUGGGGUUGGCUACAUCAUGUGAUUAUUCCGUGCUCUUAGAUAUGAAAAAUGAAAAAUAGUGUGGUGAUUUGUUUCAAAGCUUAUAUCAACUUACCCUGUCUGUCUAUUAGGCCUAAUCUGUCUAUCAAUUCUCGGAUCAAGUUGAAGCUUUAAACAAUUAUUUAUUGUACCUAACAAACAUGAAUCAAGUGAAAAAUUAAACAAUUAGUCAAAUGAUUAUUGGUAAGUUUAUUUUAUUUGAUAUCAAAAAAGGUAUUGAGAUUUCCGCUGAUGUCGUGUGACGUAAUGUUUCUAAAAAUACAAGAAUUUAAGCGAGUCUCGCUUUAGGGGUAGUUAGGUUGAUGGAAAACGGAAAAAUAUGUGUAUAAACGGAGUGAUAUUUGAGAACUGAGCAAUAUUUUGAGAGUAGGGAAGGAUACACUUAGCCAUAUAGCACUUUAGAUCAAAGCAACUUCAAAAAUAACCUAACAUACACAUCCAUAACACUAAAGAAGAUUACCCAUCACAAAUGGAAGUUCUCAAUCCGACACAGCAGAAAUAAAUACCUAUCACUGUUAAUAUUAAUAGCAGGAGAUGUAGAGUCAAAUACAGGGCCUAGAUCUAAAGAUAGAUGCAACAUCUGCAAAAAAGUAUGCACCAUGAAACAGAAAGCCAUUCAAUGUGACACUUGCGAUGAAUGGUACCAUGCAUCAUGUCUCCAUAUGAAUACACCUGUGUAUUAUGCCUUAGGCAACAAAGUGUACCGUGUACCGUGUGGGUUACCUCAGUUUACAUCAGGACUGUUUGAUUCCUUUGAUCACUUCUAACCCAUACAACAUCCUAAACACCAUCCCAAACCAAACUCACCAACCACUAGCCAGAUCCACUCGUGUUAAACCUAAAUCUACUAAAAUUAAUACAACAGCCUCACUAAACAAACCUACUAAAGAAGUAACACCAAAAUACCUUAAAACCUUAGUAAUAAAUUUUCAAAGCAUUAGGAACAAAACAGCAGACUUAGAAAUUUUAUUAGAAUGUGAGAAACCAGACAUAAUUGCAGGCACAGAAACUUGGCUACAUCCUGAAAUUUAUAAUGCAUAAAUUUUCAAUAGUAAUUAUGAAAUUUUUAGAAAAGAUAAGGCUAAUAAUCAUGGAGGAGUUCUUUUAGCAAUAAAAACACUCUUAUAGCAGAAGAAAUUACCUUACCUAACUCAAAAAAUGUAGAAUCAACAUUUUGUAAAAUUAAUACCACCUCAACAUCCAUAAUAAUAGGAAGCAUUUACAGACCACCAAAUUCUAGUUUAGAAUACAUGCAGGAACUAUGUAAUCAGAUUACUACACUUAAAGAGACAAAUAAAAAUGCAGUUUUUUGGAUUAUGGGUGAUUUCAACCUACCUGAUAUAAAUUGGAAAACACUAACCAUAGAUAAACACCAAAACCUUAAGGACAUAAAUGAGCUUUUCAUAGAAACUUUACACAACCUAAGUUUAGAUCAAAUCAUUAAAAAGCCAACUAGAUUAAACAAUACAUUAGAUUUCUUCUUAACCAACAGACCUGGAUUAGUAGUUGAUUAUGAUAUUAUCCCUGGUCUAUCAGACCAUGAGAUCAUAAAAAUACACAGUCAGAUAAAAGCAGUAGCCAAUACAAAACCCAAAAGAAAAAUCUUACUCUGGAAUAAAUGUAACCUAACACAACUACACCAAGCUGCAUUAAACUUUCAACAAACAUUCUUAUUAGAAAAAGACAUUAACCAACCAGUCGAUGACCUCUGGAAUUUCAUUAAAAACCAUCUUAAAAGCAUUAUAGAAAAUCAUAUACCAACUAAAUACACAUCAAACAAAAUAAAUAAAUGCUGGUUUAAUAAUAGACUAAAGAAGCUUUGUAAACAGAAGGAAAACCUAUAUAGAAAAUUUAAAGAAACUAAUGCAGAAAGAGUUUACAAAAAGUAUAUAAAAUUAAACACUUAACCCAAAAAGUAAGCAGACAGCUGCAGAGUGAAUACAUAAACAAUGUAAUAUCUAAAGAUAACAACAAAAACCUAUGGUCAUACAUUAAGUCUAAGAAAAUGGAAACAACAGGCAUAGCGCCAUUAAAAGAUGAACAUAACAUAAUACAUAAUGAUAAUGAAACUAAAGCAAACAUCCUAAACAAAUACUUUGCAUCAGCAUUCUCAGCCCCAGGAGACAAAGACAUAUUACUGAAUUUGAACCAAGUAGACAACAUAGAAGAUAUAGUAGUACAAGAAAAUGGAAUUCAAAAACUAUUAGCCAACACCAAACCAAAUAAAGCUUCUGGACCUGAUGGUAUUCCAGCUAGAUUACUCAAAGAACUAAGCAAUGAGCUAGCCCCAGUGUUCAAAAUACUCUUUCAGGCUUCACUUAACCAGGGCAGAGUACCAAAGGACUGGAAAGAAGCUAAUGUCACCCCCCUAUUUAAAAAAGGAGAAAAAUCUGACCCAGGAAACUACAGACCUGUAUCACUUACCAGCAUCACAUGUAAAAUCCUAGAACACAUAAUAUGUAGCAACAUCAUAAACCACUUAGACAAACAUAAUGUCCUCACACCAUACCAACAUGGCUUUAGGAAAUAUAGAUCAUGUGAAACACAACUAAUAGGAAUAAUUGAUGAUUUUUCAAAAGGUUUAGAUAAUAGUGAACAAAUAGAUGCUAUCAUACUAGAUUUUUCUAAGGCUUUUGACAAAGUUCACCAUCAUAGUUUGCUUAAAAAAUUAAAAUAUUUCGGCAUUAAUGGUCCACUGCAUCAGUGGAUUAAAGAUUUUCUGAUAGGGAGAGAACAAACUGUAAUAAUAAAUGGCUCUAAAUCAACACCGAUAACAGUAAACUCAGGUGUACCUCAAGGAACAGUCUUGGGUCCACUACUAUUUUUAAUUUACAUAAAUGAUUUACCAAAUUGCAUUACUUCAGGAACAAAAGUCAGAUUAUUUGCAGACGAUUGCAUAAUAUAUAGAACAAUAAAAACAACACAAGACACAGAUAUUUUACAAAGAGAAUUAGAUGAAUUACAGAAAUGGGAAUCAAAUUGGAGCAUGUCUUUCCACCCAGAAAAAUGUCAGUUGUUAAGAGUAACAAAAAAACUAAAACAAAUUAAUUCCACUUAUCUUAUUCAUGGCAAACCAGUAACACAGACUAAAAACGCAAAAUACCUAGGUGUUAUAAUAAAUGAAAAACUGUCAUGGAAUCCAUAUUGAUGAAACUA
Biomphalaria glabrata is the source of this 4434-nucleotide messenger RNA. RefSeq lists its product as uncharacterized. The coding region runs from base 346 to 1053 and encodes 235 amino acids. The record is from RefSeq and is a predicted model, not a curated record. NCBI's taxonomy places the organism in Eukaryota, Metazoa, Mollusca, Gastropoda, Planorbidae. The transcript is spliced from 2 exons.